CUGUCCCCGUCUCUUUCAUUUCAUGGACAAGAGAGAGAGAGAGAGAGAGAGAGAGAGAGAGAGAGAGGGGAUGGAAGGGAAGAGUGGAAGAACAGUGGGAUAAACAUUAAUGGGUAUCCCAAUCACAAUUCCUCACCCAUAAAGAGAUAUUCCCGGAGGAGAAUCUCAACUGAUGAUCUGAUUAGCAAAAAGCCUUAAAAAAAAGCAGCCAUAGAAAGCAAGCAAGCAAAGGCGAAGCAGUGCAAAGAAGAAGGAAACUGCAACCACAACUGAACACAACACAACAGAGCACAACACAACAAAGAUCACUGGUCCCCUAUUAUACAUCAUUCGCAAAGCUUCCCUCCCUCCCUCCCUCCUUCCCUCUCCCUCUUGUUCUAUCAUUGAUGAUUGAUAAGCUCAGCUCCUGCCCAACUCGUUUAUCAUACCACCCUCUCAAUUUCACCACUUAAAUCAGAGGAUUCCACAGCUCUCCCUCCACUAUUUUUUUUUCAGCCUGGGAGUUUCGUGUUGUUUCUUGGUUUGUCUGCAUUGGUUUGGUUUGGUUUGGUUUGGUUUGGUUUGGUUUAAUUUGGUUUGGUGGGUCGUCGACGAUUCUUGUUCCAGUGCUUCAGACAAAAAGAGACAAGCUCUAGAAAUUUCUCUGCUUUUUAUUCAUCCCUUUUCUUUCUCAUCCACCAUCGACUUGAUCGAGCUGGGUGAGGUAUUGAUCCCUUCUGGGUUAUUAGUCUCCUUCUUGCACUUCAACUUGGGAUGCAAAUGGGCUUCCGGUGACUCUUCUGCUUCAGAGACUGCUCAGAGAUGGAUCUUGAAGGUGUUCUCGGCAGCAGCAGUAACCCCAUCAAGAAGCAGUCAUGGCGGACGGUGCUAACGCUGGCCUACCAGAGCCUCGGCGUAGUGUACGGGGACCUCAGCACUUCCCCUCUGUAUGUCUACAAAAGCACGUUCGCGGAGGACAUCCAGCACUCGGAGACCAACGAGGAGAUUUUCGGCGUCCUAUCCUUCGUCUUCUGGACGCUCACCCUGAUCCCGCUCAUCAAGUACGUGUUCAUCGUCCUCCGGGCCGAUGACAACGGCGAAGGCGGCACCUUUGCGCUGUACUCCCUCCUCUGCCGGCAUGCCCGGGUGAGCUCCCUGCCCAAUUGCCAGGUGGCCGACGAAGAGCUAGCGGAGUACAAGAAGGAUGGCAACAGGAAGGGGAAUGUUGGGUCGAGCCUGAAAUCGACCCUGGAGAGGUGCCCGUUCCUGCAAAAAGUGCUGCUGGUCUUGGCUUUGCUUGGGACUUGUAUGGUGAUUGGUGAUGGUGUGCUCACUCCUGCAAUUUCAGUUUUCUCUGCAGUGUCAGGCUUAGAGCUUUCCAUGGCCAAAGAGCAGCACAAAUAUGUUGAAGUCCCAGUAGCAUGCGUAAUACUCGUGUUUUUGUUCGCUCUGCAACACUACGGGACCCAUCGAGUGGGCUUCCUGUUCGCUCCAAUAGUCAUCACGUGGCUUUUCUGUAUCAGCGUGAUUGGAGCGUACAAUAUCUUUCACUGGAACCCGCAGGUCUAUCAGGCCCUCUCGCCGUAUUAUAUGUAUAAGUUCUUAAAGAAGACUCAGAGGGGAGGGUGGAUGUCUCUGGGUGGGAUUCUACUUUGCAUAACAGGAUCAGAAGCUAUGUUCGCUGAUCUGGGGCAUUUUUCACAGUUGUCGAUCAAGAUAGCGUUCACCUUUGUGGUAUAUCCUUCCUUAGUUCUCGCGUACAUGGGACAAGCUGCUUACCUUUCUAUGCACCAUAAAAUGGAAAGUGACUAUCACAUUGGCUUCUAUGUAUCAGUUCCUGGAAAAAUAAGGUGGCCUGUUCUGGUGAUAGCAAUACUUGCGGCUGUGGUUGGGAGUCAAGCGAUCAUAACCGGGACAUUUUCAAUAAUCAAGCAGUGCUCCUCCCUUGGAUGCUUCCCUAGGGUCAAAAUCGUCCAUACAUCCUCAAAGAUUCAUGGCCAGAUUUACAUCCCGGAGAUCAACUGGACUCUGAUGCUACUGUGCUUAGCGGUUACUGUUGGAUUCAGGGACACAAAACGCAUGGGCAAUGCAUCAGGUUUGGCGGUUAUUACCGUUAUGCUCGUGACCACCUGCCUGAUGUCCCUGGUCAUUGUUCUGUGCUGGCACAAGAGCGUACUCCUUGCUGUUUGCUUCAUUUUCUUCUUUGGCACGAUCGAAGCACUCUAUUUCUCGGCGUCCCUUAUCAAGUUCCUCGAGGGAGCAUGGGUCCCUGUUGCCCUCUCGCUCAUCUUCAUGGCCCUGAUGUACGUGUGGCACUAUGGUACACUCAAGAAGUAUGAGUUUGACGUCCACAACAAAGUCCCCAUCAACUGGCUCCUGGGCCUGGGCAGUAAUCUUGGGAUCGUCCGGGUACGAGGGAUCGGCUUGAUAAACACCGAACUCGUCUCUGGGAUCCCUGCUAUCUUCUCCCACUUUGUCACAAACCUCCCUGCUUUCCACCAGGUUGUGGUGUUCCUCUGCAUCAAAUCCGUCCCGGUGCCGCAUGUGGGGCCAGAGGAACGGUUCCUCGUGGGCCGGGUUGGCCCAAAGGAGUACCGGGUUUACCGGUGUAUAGCCCGUUACGGGUACCGCGAUGUCCAUAAGGAUGAUCUAGAGUUUGAGAGGGAUCUCUUUUGCAGUAUAGCGGAGUUCGUGAGGUCAGAGACGUCAGAAUGCAUUCUCAGGGUCGUCGAUGACCCAGACGACGAGAAACUGACAGUCGUUGGGACUUCAUCCUCUAACUUGGAAGGCGUCCAACUGUGUGAAGAGGAUGUUAUUUCUGAAUUGUCCUCGAAGGGAGAUAAUUCUGUAGAACUGGAUGAGAUAAAGUCUACGGAAAACAAUAAACCGAGGAAACGGGUGAGGUUUCUUGUGCCUGAAUCUCAGGAAAUGGACCGGGAUACGAAGGUGGAGUUAAAGGAACUGAUGGAGGCGCGGGAGGCGGGCAUGGCAUUUAUAAUGGGUCACUCCUAUGUGAGGGCGAAAAGAGGGUCGAGCCUGAUGAAGAGGCUUGUGAUCAAUUUCGGGUACGAUUUUCUGAGGAGGAACUCGAGGGGCCCAAGCUAUGCGCUGAGCAUUCCUCAUGCAUCGACACUCGAGGUCGGGAUGGUGUAUCAGGUUUGACCGAGCUGUUUGUAUGUAGAAUAUACUCCAGCGUAUCGAGUAAUAUUAUUGUACAUGGUAGAAAAGAAAAAGGAGGGUUUCGUAUGUUGAUUGCCCCUGCUGCUAUAGAAAAAAGCUAACAUGUAUGCAGAGCAGAGGAAUUGUCGGAGGAAAUCAAUCAGUCUAUACAAAUUUUCCAGCCA
Messenger RNA from Punica granatum (pomegranate), 3323 nucleotides. The record is from RefSeq and is a predicted model, not a curated record. NCBI's taxonomy places the organism in Eukaryota, Viridiplantae, Streptophyta, Magnoliopsida, Myrtales, Lythraceae.